Molecule: messenger RNA, 1563 nt
Organism: Talpa occidentalis (Iberian mole)
Lineage: Eukaryota; Metazoa; Chordata; Mammalia; Eulipotyphla; Talpidae
Gene: PRR5
Product: proline rich 5
Exons: 8
Coding region: 1-1116 (371 amino acids)
Biological process (GO): TORC2 signaling
Cellular component (GO): TORC2 complex
Source: RefSeq, a predicted model, not a curated record
AUGCGCUCCCUCCGCAGGCUCAAGUUCAUGAGUUCGCCCAGCCUCGGCGACCCGGGCACGAGGGAGCCGCCGGCCGCGGACGAGCGGGGCGCGCAGCAGCGCCGGGCCCGCGCCAGCGCCGCCUGGAACAGCAUCCACAACGGGGUGAUCGCCGUCUUCCAGCGCAAGGGGCUGCCGGACCAGGAGCUUUUCAGCCUCAACGAAGGUGUCCGGCAGCUGCUGAAGACGGAGCUGGGGUCCUUCUUCACCGAGUACCUGCAGAACCAGCUGCUGACCAAAGGCAUGGUGAUCCUUCGGGACAAGAUCCGCUUCUACGAGGGACAGAAGCUGCUAGACUCUCUGGCGGAGACUUGGGAUUUCUUCUUCAGCGAUGUGCUGCCCACGCUGCAGGCCAUCUUCUACCCCGUGCAGGGCAAGGAGCCUUCCGUGCGCCAGCUGGCGCUGCUGCACUUCCGGAACACCAUCGCGCUCAGCGUGAAGCUGGAGGACGCGCUGGCCCGCGCCCACGCCCGCGUGCCCCCCGCCAUCGUGCAGAUGCUGCUGGUGCUGCAGGGAGUACACGAAUCCAGGGGUGUGACCAAGGACUACCUGCGUCUGGAGACUCUGGUGCAGAAGGUGGUGUCGCCCUAUCUGGGCACCUACGGCCUCUACUCCAGCGAGGGCCCCUUCACACACUCCUGCAUCCUGGAGAAGCACUUCCUGCGCCGCUCCCACUCGGGGGACAUCCUGGCCAAGAACCCCGUGGUGCGCUCCAAGAGCUACAACACCCCGCUGCUGAACCCCGUGGCGGAGCACGAGGCGGAGGGCGCGGCGGCCAGCGGCACGGGCAUCCGCAGGCACUCGGUGUCCGAGAUGACGUCCUGCCCCGAGGCCCCGGGCCUCGCUGAUGCCCCGGGCCAGGGCACCCCUGGGGCCUGCCCAUCGGGGCCCUGCCCCAGCAGACUGUGUCCCCCCGCCCAGCCCCCCGCGCCCAGCCCGGGCGCCGCCCACGGCCCCCUGCUCUCCUGCAGCCCCGAGAACCUGGUGGACCAGGCGCUGGAGUCUGCGGACUCGGACUCCGAGGGCAUCUUCAUUGACUUUGGCCGGGGCCGCGCGGGCCGGCAGAGCAUGGUCUGAGGCCCCGCGUGUGCCAGGGGGUGCUGGGGGCACGCCUCACUCCGCCUCUCGCUCCCUGCUGCCCUCAGCCAUGCUGCGGCCUCUGCUGGACCAGCCGACUGCUCCCCAGCGGUCAAGCACCGGCCCUCCACCUGGGGCGCGGGCAGUGCCCCUGCCUCGCACGGGCCGCCCCGCGCGCACUGGAUGUCCUCACUCCACCCCGCCCCUGGCGUCCACGCUGCGGACACUGUGAGCCCAGUGGCUCAGCCAGGCCCAGGACGACCCCCACAGCAAGAGGGGUCCUACUAGCCUGCCCCCCCACAUUAUCAGGCCAUGGCGCCAUCUCCUGUGUGGACCUGACUGUUCUCUGACUGUUCUAGAACCUUCUGCGGGGGGUGGGGGGGCAGGCACAGGAAGAGGGAGGAAUAAAGCGUGUCUACCCCACUCCUGAGUCCGCUCUCCUGCCCA